AGACGGACAAGACGCAUCCUUGGACCUGACGUCUUCUUUAUAAUUUAUAAAAUAGACGAUUGGGAGAACUGAUACGAGAGAGAGAAUUGAAGAAACAAUAGGGAAAUUGAAUGCAAGAAAAAGGAAGUCUCUUUUCUCUACGGAAUCGAUUACCGAAACUUGUUUCUUUUCUGUAUCAACUUCCUGGACAAACUACACCUUUAUUGAAUUUCUACGAUUUUUUUUGCUUUUUUCAUUAUUUGUAUCAUAUUGAGGAAAAUCUGAACUUGUAAUACAUUAUUACUUUGUGUGGUGGUGAAAUUUGGCUUCAAAGGAACCAUUCUUUUGUGGUCGCAGAUUCGAAAGAGGCAGCAGCUAGUUUUCUUCAAAUUUCUUUCAAUAAUAAUCUUUAAAUUAGCAAGGAUUGUGUAUGAUGAGAUACUUCUUGGAUUUUAUGAUCUUCGGAGUAAAUGAAUUCUUUUUACAGUGUGCGUGAGUGAUGGUCAGUGGGCACAAAGUUGUUCAUGCUCUUCGCAUAUUCAAAUGGAAAUGGCAUGCUAGAUCAUCUCUAACUACUGGUUUGCUUGAUGAGAUACCUCAUGGAAUUGAAUUGUCUGACUAUCAUAAAGCACCAAGCCAUGGUAGUGAAAGCCCUUCUGGGCUUCUUGAUGGGGAUACUUUAAUUUUGGAACCAAUUGGUGAUCUGGACCUGUUUUUUCAAAGGAUUUACAGCUACUACUGUGAGAAAGGCCUUUGGUGCAUUAUCAUAAAGUGGAUAUUUGAGCUUCUGAGCCUGGCUUUUACCAUAUGUUUCUCUGGGUUCUUCUUGUUGUAUGUUGAUUGGAAUGGCCUUCGCAAUGCAAAGUGUGGGAUGGUUGCAGUGGAAUCUGGAAUUAAGCCUUGUGACCUAUCCAAGGAAGCUUUGCAUGAGCAUCCACUGACUCCUUUUACCCUUAUCAAAUCCAUAAUUGUGGGCUAUCUGGCAAUAUUUUCCAUCUAUUGGAUUUUUUGUUUUUUGAGGUUCUUUGCACAGUUAAAGGAGACUCUUAAGAUCCGCCACUUUUACCACAACAGUCUCCAUGUGACAGAUAAGGAGAUACAAACCACCCCAUGGGCUUUGAUUCUUGAAAAAGUCGUCAAGGUUCAAAGUGUGCAACAACUAAGUGUGGUCAAGGAUCUUUCUAUUCAUGAUGUAGUGAUGCGAUUGAUGCGAAAGGAGAAUUAUUUAAUUGGAAUGCUCAACAAAGGAGUGCUUGCAUUACCUAUUCCUCGGUGGAUCCCUGGUGCUGGUUCAACUGUCAGUGUUGAUCCAGACGGUUUGCAACGUCGUCUAGUACUGCCGAAGACCCUUGAAUGGACCUUGAACUGGUACAUUUUAGAGAGUAUGUUUGACAGAAACUUCUGCAUACGGAGGGAUUUUGUCUCUGAUCCUAAAACAUUGAAGAAAAGGCUUAUGAUUGUUGGCUUUGCUAUGCUGCUACUCUCUCCAUUCCUUGUUAUAUUCAUGCUAGUAUAUCUCUUCUUGAGGCAUGCCGAACAGUUCUAUAAUCAUCCAAGUACAGCAUCAUCUCGACGAUGGUCAAAUCUCUCGAAGUGGAUGUUCAGGGAAUUCAAUGAGGUUGACCAUUUGUUCAAGCACCGGAUGAAUACCAGUAUAGUACAUGCUUCCGAUUAUAUAAAGCAAUUCCCUUCUCCGAUCUUGACCAUUGUUGCAAAGUUCAUUUCGUUUGUUUCUGGUGGCUUUGCUGCUGUUCUCAUUAUCAUUGCAUUCCUGGAAGAAUCUCUGCUGGAAGGCCAUAUAUUCGGUCGAAACUUAUUGUGGUAUGCUGCAGUUUUUGGAACUAUAACAGCUAUAAGCAGGGCUGCAAUGAUUGAUGAGCUUCUUGUCCUUGAUCCUCAAGGGGAGAUGUUACUUGUUGUCCAACAUACACAUUAUAUGCCAAAAAGAUGGCGUGGGAAAGAGAACACUGAAACUGUACGGCUGGAGUUUGAAACUCUCUUUCAGUACACUGGAAUGAUGUUACUGGAGGAUAUGGCCUCGAUCUUUCUCACACCAUAUUUACUUCUAUUUGUUGUCCCAAAGCGGGUGGAUGAUAUCUUGCAAUUCAUUAUGGACUUCACUGUGGAUGUUGAAGGUGUAGGUCAUGUUUGCAGUUUUAGCCUCUUUGAUUUUGAAAAUCAUGGCAACAGAAAAUAUGGUUCACCAUUUAAUUCAUCUCGCAACCAGAGGAGUUCCCAGGGGAAAAUGGAAAAAUCGUUCUUGAGCUUUCAGAUAACGUAUCCUUCAUGGGAACCAGGUGCUCAAGGGAAGCAAUUUAUUGCAUCACUCAGAACGUUUAGAGAUCAAAAGUUGCAAGGUCAGGAAAUGAUAGUUGGGCAUUUCACUCCGGGGUUGCAGCAACUAUCGAAUCAAAAUUUUAGAGGCUUAGGUGACAGAAACAACAGCUUCUUGUGGGAAACGCCCUUUACUAAUAGGGGAACUUUUGAUCAGUUUGGUUCAAUGUGGCUUAUAGAUGGUGAACAGAAAAACUUUCCAUAUAUUAUUGAUUGGUUUUAUACCUCACAAAAUCAUGAGAGAGCUGAUAAUCUAAGAAACGUUCCAUCAAGACGUGAUGAGGAGAACUCUAAAGAUUUCUUGGUCCCACCCCACUUUAUGCGAAAUGAAACACAAAAUGAAGAAAGAUAUUUGGAUAACUGGGAAAGAUCAGUUGAGGAUAGAAUGAAGAGUGAACUCGAAGCAUCCACGUCAGCCCCUCUCUUCCGGGAAAGUGUCCUACAGCAUCACGAUUCACACAAUGUAGGAGACCCUACUAGGAGUCAUUGGUGGGCAAGAACUAGUCCACAGGAUGCAGGUCUGCAGACUAGUUUUCUAGAGCCACCUAAUUUCUUUCACGAUGCUUCUCGUGAUUAUUAUGAUCAUUUCUCGGAAGGAGGUGUAGAGGAGGAACCGGAACAACUCUUGGACUGGAGAAAUUCCAGGAGAUUGUCACGGACUUUCUAUAUGGACAACUUAGAGGCUGGAGAAUUUAAUCUUGCAUUCGAUGAUAUAUAUAGAAGGCCUUCGGAGAGUCCCUCCGAGGAUGCUGAUCCUGCAAAUGUUGUGUGAUAUGUUCUAUGUCUAGUAACCAUUGAAUAUGUAAGACUUUCCUCGUCUGGGUUGUUCCAUCAUUAAAAAAAAUAUAUAAAUUUGUGAAAAAAUGAAGCUCUACAUUCUUUGCUAUAUAACUAGAUUGAUCUGGACUGGCAUAAUCUGGAAGGUGAGUAGAUGCUAAAGUCACCACUUACCUGUCCAAAAUUGUAAUAGAAAUAUCUUUAAUCCAAGCGUCCAUUUCGUGUACUGUUCAGGUUUCA
This is a messenger RNA of Olea europaea var. sylvestris, 3330 nucleotides long. Its product is annotated as autophagy-related protein 9-like. NCBI's taxonomy places the organism in Eukaryota, Viridiplantae, Streptophyta, Magnoliopsida, Lamiales, Oleaceae. Gene Ontology annotation, biological process: autophagy of mitochondrion; protein localization to phagophore assembly site. The transcript has 10 exons. The coding region runs from base 479 to 3085 and encodes 868 amino acids. Gene Ontology annotation, cellular component: phagophore assembly site; autophagosome. The record is from RefSeq and is a predicted model, not a curated record.